Messenger RNA from Diospyros lotus (date-plum), 938 nucleotides. RefSeq names its product CASP-like protein 4B1. The transcript is spliced from 3 exons. The record is from RefSeq and is a predicted model, not a curated record. NCBI's taxonomy places the organism in Eukaryota, Viridiplantae, Streptophyta, Magnoliopsida, Ericales, Ebenaceae. Bases 112 to 708 code for a protein of 198 amino acids.
UUACAGCGAAGCAAGAACUCAUUUCUGACUUCGUAGAACUCUUCGAAUCCUCAGUUUCUUCUGCGCAAAAUUGGCUGCUUGCCCUCGUAGUUCGCUAAGAUUCGAUUAGAAAUGUGGGGCGCCGACGGUUCCACGAACAGUCCGGUGAUUGACGACCCGCCGGCCAUCGAAGUCGAGCACCAGACGCCGGCCGGCAACGUCGAGCACCAGAAGCCUGCCGGCACGGGGAUCCUGAGGCGAGGGAAGCGAGAGGAUUUGAUCAAGAGAGGCUGUUUGGCCUUGCGAGGAUUGGCUUUGCUCUUCUCAUUGCUGGCUUUCAUUAUCAUGGCUAGCAACAGGCACGGGGAGGGGAGAGACUUUGACGAUUAUGACGAAUACAGGUAUGUGUUGGCAAUAGCGAUCUUGUCGACGCUGUACACGGCGGGGCAAACUUUCCGGCAAAUUUAUGAGCUUUCCGCCGGAACACAGCUCUUUCCUCGCCGUAAUUUGGCUUUCGUCGACUUCUUUGGUGAUCAGAUUACUGCGUACUUGCUGGUGUCUGCAGCUUCAUCGGCGGUUCCCUUGACAAAUAGGUUUCGAAAGGGGGCAGACGACAGAUUCACAGAUUCCUCAGCAGCUGCAGUCAGCAUGGAGUUCUUGGCAUUCUUUGCUCUGGCAUUGUCAGCCCUCAUUUCUGGAUAUAAACUAUCAACUCAAUCUUAUAUCUGAACAGAGCUACACUGUUCCACAAUUCUUUUCCUUGUUAUGUUUCCUUCUUUGUGUUCUGAACAAGUAAAUGUGUGUGUAUAUCACAGGCUUCUCAAUUCUUAUUCCUUGUGUAAUAUGAACUCGGCAGACUGAAACACCAAGAGACAGUGAUUUAUUUAAAUAUUUCGUGAGGUUUACACAGAAAGAGAAAAACUUUAGCUCUAAAAAUUCAACUCUUAGACUCCAUCUCU